UUAUUCCGGUCGGUAGGAUUUCCUCGAGUGCGAACGUAACCUCAAAGUGAGUGAUGCUCGUUUUACGCAGCUUUCAAAAUACGAAUUUGCUCGUGUUGCUUGGUGGUCUGCUGCUGUGCCUCGUUUUUCUGAUACAAGUGAAGCAAAUUUACAAUAACCAUCAGAAGUACAACCGAUACUUGGGAUACAAAGAAUACAUGAAUGAAAUAUCAACGGAACUAAAAGCGGUGGAGAACUCGGCGAACAAAUCAUCGACUUACGUUCGUCAGUUGAACGAAAUCCUUUUAAGGCACCGUGAUAAAGAUUUGAAAAAUAUGACCGUAUCACAACCUAUUCUUUGAUUAUAAAUUAUCGUAGAAUUACCUGAAAGGUUGGUGAGACAUAAAAGUCUUGAUCAAUAGGGAAUGGCAUUUUAUAGUUAAUAUUAUGUAUGAGCUUGAAUCUUUUAGUUCUAAUGGCACGCAUGGGAUAAUACAUAGUAACUUCAUGAUGUGUCUGGCUAGCAAAAACAGCUGUGUCAUUUUCUGUGGGUUCUGGAAAUACACAUGUAUUGAACGAAAUAAUGUCAAAGCAUAUCUCGAUAUUGAGGAUGGAUCAAAUUUACCUUGAACGAGGAGUGGAAGGAGAGAUUUUCCAGUUAAAGGAGGAACUUCAUUUGCAUCAAAUGAAAAUCGAUCCAUAUAUGCCAAUCAAACCAUCCAUGGAGAAAUUUCUGCUGGAGACUGUCAAGAAACAGUUUGACUUAGCUGUAGUAGGAGGAUCAGAUUUAAACAAGAUUACAGAACAGUUGGGUGGUAAAAGUGUAUUUGAAAAAUAUAAAUAUGUUUUUGCAGAGAAUGGACUUAUUGCCUUUGAAAAUGGUAAACAAUUACCUACAGAAACAAUUCAAAGUAUUAUUGGCGAAGAAGCACUGCAGGAUUUUAUCAACUUUUGUUUGAAAUAUAUGUCAGAAUUACGUUUGCCACUCAAACGUGGAACUUUUAUAGAAUUUAGAAGUGGAAUAAUUAAUGUAUCUCCGGUCGGUCGUAAUUGUACUAAAGAUGAGCGCAUUCAGUUUUAUGAAUAUGACCUCGAGCAUCAAAUUCGUCAGAAAUUUAUUCAAGCGAUUAAAAAAGAAUUUCCAGAUCUUGCUUUAACGUACAGUAUUGGAGGUCAAAUAUCUUUUGAUGUUUUUCCUAAUGGUUGGGACAAAACAUAUUGUCUUAGACAUAUUCGAGGAUAUGAUGAAAUACACUUUUUUGGUGACAAAACAAUGGAAGGUGGUAAUGAUUAUGAAAUUUAUGAAAGUGAUUUAACUGUUGGACAUCGUGUGACUUGUCCAGAAGAUACAAUUAAUCAACUUAACAUUCUUAUGGCACUUAUUAAAGAAAGAAGAGAACGAGAACAAUUGCAGGUUCCUAUGCAAUGUGCAUAAUAGUGAGGACUUAACUAAAUAUUUUAUUUAGAAAGCACAAAGUACUAUAUGUUACAUUUACUUGUCUUUAUUCUUUUUUUCUAUUUUUUGUUUUGUUUUGUUAAUAAGCAUUCCAUUUAUAGUAUUACAUUUCCAGUGUUAAAAUACUUUUUGCAGGAAAUUUAGACACUUAGGUGCAAUAGAAAAAAAUUUAGAUUAUUCAAUUUCUUAUUUUAGCAAAUUAACUAGUUAAAACAAUUGAAUUUUAAAUUUCAUUUCUCAUUGUUUUAUUGAUAUCAUGCAAUGAGAUAUACAAUAAAAAUGUAAGUAUUUUAAAUUGAAAUCUGCAUUAUUUAUUUACAUCAUUUAACUUUUUCCUACAAAAUUUCAAUAUAUAUUUGUUGAAAUAGAAAAAUAGUGUUGAAAUAUAAAACAUAAUUUUAUUUUUUAAAAAUAAACUUUCGUGUAUACAUAUAUAUAUAUACACACAUAUAUUAACAACAACAACGUUAAUAUAAAUUGUACAAAACUCUGAAAUUUUAAAUCGCGUAUAAAAAUACUUAAAAUCUAAAUAAAUCCUAACAAUAUUAUUUCUGUACUAUACUAAAAUAUUAGUUUACUGUGUAUUUCUGUUUAAAUACAAAUGUAUGUAUGUAUGCAUGUAUGUAUGCAAAUGUAUCAAAAUUAGUCAUAUUACAAUAACAUAGUAUAAGAAUGGCAUCUUUCGCAUUUAAUUUCGAUUAAAAUGCAUUUUCGUGAUAUGUCAACGAUUAAGCGUAACAAAUUUGUAAAAUACGACAUAUUUUAUUUUUAUAUGUCUAAACUCCCUGAUAAAUGGGAAUACGUUUCGAUGCAAAUGCUGCAAGUCCUUCGAUUCUAUCUUUUGUGUUUACAACUUUGUUAUAACAUUGUUUUUCAAUUUCAAAUCCAUCUGUAACAGGUACCUGUAAACCUUGGGAUAUUGCUGUUUUUGCCAUUUUAACUCCGAUUGGUCCAUUAGGUAAAAUUUCUCUGGCAAUUGACAAAGCGGCCUGAUAAGCAGCAUCGCCGUUUUUAUUUUGUGGAACUACCUCAUUUACUAAACCAAUCUUCAUAGCUUCUUCACCAUUAAGAAUACGUGCAGUGUAGAUCAGUUCUUUUGCUUUAGCACUUCCAAUUAUUCGUGGAAGUCUUUGAGUACCUCCUGCUCCAGGGAUAAUAGCCCACUUUGUCUCUACAAGACCCAUUUUGGCUUCUGAUGUUGCAACUCUGAUGUCUGUGGCUAGUGCAAUUUCUAAUCCACCACCUAGUGCAGCGCCAUCCAUAGCGGAUAUCACAGGUGUUGGUAGAGUUUCUAUAUUAUUUGUCAUAUUUCUUAAGAACGAAACAAAUUUCAAAACUUCUGCAUUGUCCAUCCUUGCUCUUUCUCUGAGAUCCGCACCAGCGCAGAAAACCUUUGGGACCAAACUACGAAUAAUUAACACUCUCAAUUUUGAAUCCUCUCUAAUGGAAGAAAUAGCAUCGUGCAGUUGACUAGUUAAAGUUUUGCCAAGAGCAUUGCAAACGCUGGGUCGAUUUAAUCCUAAUACCACAAUCCCAUUGUCUUUCCCAUCCAAAUACUUAAGUACUAUUUCUUUCACUUCGUCUUUUGGAUUUAACAUUGCAUUGGUAGACAUUGCUCUUACAACGGUUGUACAAAGAGAGUGAAAGGUAUAUUUCACAUUUGUUGUUAAAGCAGCCAUUAUGUAAGGUUGAUUUAUAAAUUAGGAAACAAAACAAAAAAAGAAAUAGAAAUACCGUGUGUUAUCUCACUUUUGGAAUCGUACAAUAGGAAUGUCGGCAGGCGACUCCUUGGACUUUACGCACCGUCGCGUUCCGCCAAUAGUAUUAGUAGUAGGGAGAGCCCGAAGAAAGUUCAAAUGUAACGCAACCUCAGCCUAACCUUCAGCACAUCCGACAACGACGUCGCGAACGCAACUGGUCGGUGCAGAAAAUGAAAGGAAAAUAUAUUCUUCGAGUCUUCGCGGCUUCGCGACCUACUCAAGUUGUACAUGUAUCUAUACGCUGUGCGCGACCCAUACACGCAGAUAAGAUUCAAACGACCAUUUUGCGUCAAUCGAUACCGAGUUUUUCUCUCGGGCUGACUUUACAAACUUCGGCCGAAUCCGUCGCUGGGACGAAAGAGAAACGAUGAAAAUAAUUAGUGCCGUUUUUUUUUUUAUCGUAGUUACGUAAUUCAACCGAUCAAGGUUUUUGCCUGAAUUUUCAUCGAUUAAAAAUCAUCGAAGAUACGAGAGCAUGGAAGAGUUUGAUUUUUUCCUGCUUUUUUUCUCUUUUUCUUCAAAGCAGGCUUCGAAUUGUACGUUGUUACGUAUGAUUUAGAUAAAUUAGAGAUUUGGAGAAACAAACAGCCAUAGAACCAAACGCGUAAAUAUCAUAAAAGAGGGAAUUAGUGUCGCAAAUAGCGGUUGAAGAAAAUGGAGGAGAAAAAAGAGACGUCUACUUUUGAUGAUUAUGAUUUCUAGUAAAAUCGACGAUGAGAGGAUUAAGGCGAUGAAAGGAUUAAGCAGCGACGACUGCAACAGGUGGAGGUCGAAGCAUCGACCUUGUGGCCGACGAUAAUUUCUCCGAGACUAAAUGGGCGAUGUGCGAUGAUCUCUUCCAGACGAAUUCGCGCGUUCUGUCGUGAUCGUCAGCGCUCUCCACACGCACCUAAUAAACAAAUCGUUCAACGAAUGAAAAUUUGUGGUGUGAUAUGUAUCUGAUGAUCUCGAAGGCCAAUGAAUUAUCUCACCUCUAUUCAUCAUCGAGGGCAAUGUUCAUGUAAUCAUUGAAUCAAAUAAAUUUUAAUCUUUAAUUUCAAGUUAUUAAUUAUUAAAUAUUGACCAAAUUUAUUCGACAAGAGUUACGUAACAAGAUUAUAAUAUUUUGUAUAUUGUUCCUUUUCCCUAUUCAUUAAACUUUUGACAAUAACUAAAGAUUAAAAUUUGCAGUAAAGAAUAUUUUAGAGAUUUCACAAUGAUGAUCAAUUUACAAUUGCCAAGAAACAAUAAGAGUCAUCGUGCUAAUGUCUCAGUGCGUAAUGGUUUAACUAUAAUACCUACGUAAGUAAUUUUUCCAAGUAACCUUCGUUUAGUAUAAUCGUGUAAAAAAAAUCGUUGUUUUCUCAGCGAAGACUAAAACUGCUUUUGUAUGUAAAUGACUGCAAAGAAAAAUCGAAUAAUCGGGAGCUCAAGUAUUGAUCAUUUGACGUGAAAUAUAACGAAAUAUAACUCGAUCGAAAGUUUAAUAUCGGCGGUUAGUCGAUCGAAAGUUAUUAUCUGAAUUCUGAUUGAAACAAUUAUGUAAAUAUCGAUAAACGACGAAUGUUCAAUCAUCUGAAUCAAUAUCAUUUGUUAAAAAAAAAUAAACGUUCCUAAUGCUUAUCGAUUUUUACAUGUACGAUGACGUUAUUGUUUGAACAACGAUCAAAGGCACAAAGUCCGAUUAUUAUACUUUUAAUCUUGAUGUUAAUUCGAUAAUAUACAGUAGGAACUUGCAAUAUUCAAACAGAUGUUGUUUGUACUUACAUAUCAAUGAUGUAUCAAUCAAAUAUUUUAUGAAUUUACAAUUACUGAGAAAUCCCUGAGAGAAACUUUAUUUAAUCAAGUCACUAUUCUCUGUUUUAAAUCUUAGUUCUCAAAGCAAAAUACAUCAAUUCACGAUUCAUAUAUAUGUACCUGAUAUUUAAAUAUUUGCUAUUUAAACAUCUUACUAUUUGAACAUAAUAUAUAUGUCUCUUACGUCGAUUCAGUAUGGAAUUAUCAUCCUAUGUAACAACACCUUAUAUGUAUGAUGUUAAUUGUGGAAACGAAAUAAGAGAUGCUUUAGGAAUCUAGAAGAUGGGAAAACUGCCGCAAAAGUCGCGAAAACAACAUGUUGGAGGUAUUAGUCAUUUGAAACAUUUAUGGUGUGAGAUAUAGGGAGCAAUGAGAGCAUACAUAGCUUAAGGCGUAAACAGAAUGUAACAAUCCAAUUUAGCAUAACUUAACGUACUAGAAAAUUAAUUGGUCGAUUCUUUUCAAAACUGAUGCAACUUGGAAGAAAUGCACAAUUAUAAAUAAAAGUAUAUCACAUUCAUACUGCAGUUUAUCCUGUUG
Molecule: messenger RNA, 5511 nt
Organism: Heterotrigona itama
Lineage: Eukaryota; Metazoa; Arthropoda; Insecta; Hymenoptera; Apidae
Source: the annotation of a GenBank genome assembly